GCGGGGAUCGGCUUGUCGCACGCAAGCCAAGCGAAUCACAACCACACCCGUGACACCCUCGAGUCCCGGGCUAGUGGACGAUGUCCAUGUCGGCAGCCGCAACAGUACUGUGUUCGAAGUCCUGGCAGGCCCCAUAAGAACUGACCCUGUUGUUGUCGUUUAACACAAGGGCGGCGCUGGUCCUUGGGCGCGGGCUCUUGCUUACAUCCCCCUCCUUGCUGCGCCGAACUCUAAAUCCAGGGCGGCAGGUGAAACACGCCGCCAUGCACGACAAUCGAUCGCACCCCCUGCUAGAGCAAGUCCCCCUGACCGUCUCCCCCUUCGUCACCCUCCCCAAGGCCCCGACGCUACCGUACACAUACCGCGCCAUGCCCUCUGCCCUCCCGCCCUCGGCGACCGGGAUCGGCGUGUCCGCAUCGAUGGUCAGCGACAUGGACGUCGACGGCGGCGACGACCACUCGGCAGCGGCAGGAUCCUCGUCGGCAGCGGCGCCGCCCGAGAAGCCGCGCUACGUCGUCUCGGCCACGGGCCGCGCAGCGCACCCGGACGACAUCGUGGCGUCCUGCCGCGCGCUGCAGGAGCACGUGGCGCGCCUGCAGGCCGACGCCGAGGCCGAGCUGCGCGCGCUCGACGAGCGCAUCCGCGCCCGCGAGCUGGCCGAGAAGAGGCGCGUCGCCCCCGGCUGGCUCGACACCGACGACCGCAUCCUCGAGCCCGAGCGCAGGCUGGCCGACGGCAUGGAUUCGCUGACCCUGACGGGCCAGCCGGGCGCUGGUGGCCCCGGCAUGCUGCAUCAGGAGGGCGGGCCGAGCGAGAUGGCGGCGCCUGAUUACGAUCCGGGGUCGGAGAUUGACCGCGCUUUUGCGGGCAGGUGAUGUGACGCCACGGGCCUGGCUGCGUUGCUCGGUUUUUUGUAGCGCAUGGAUGUUAGGGGUGCUGUUUUUGUAUGAUAUUUAAUUGCUCACCUCCCUCGGGCUCAUUCUUGAACUCUUUAGCUUGAUCGAUGCGGGGAAAGUAGAUACAGUUUCUGUUCACAAGAGAGCCACGGGGCUUCCAACCUGGUCCCUUCAAUCUCCAACCACUUGCCACCAGUACAUCUUUUCUCAGCGCUUCGGGGGACAGACUGGCUUAAUAGCGCGUGGUUUUCACCUCCUGACUGGGUGUAUCAGGCAGUAAUAGUAAUAGACAAUGGAGACGCAAGCUUCCGCUCGUGUCUGCCAUGGUUUCCCUUAAG
Molecule: messenger RNA, 1234 nt
Organism: Gaeumannomyces tritici R3-111a-1
Lineage: Eukaryota; Fungi; Ascomycota; Sordariomycetes; Magnaporthales; Magnaporthaceae
Exons: 2
Coding region: 264-875 (203 amino acids)
Source: RefSeq, a predicted model, not a curated record